Messenger RNA from Parnassius apollo (apollo), 489 nucleotides. Lineage: Eukaryota; Metazoa; Arthropoda; Insecta; Lepidoptera; Papilionidae. The record is from the annotation of a GenBank genome assembly.
AUGGGCAACACAUUUUUUAUUGUUUCAACUUUCUUCAAACUGAUUUCAUUUGUGUUUUUUACACUUUCUGCUUCUGCAAAGCAGGAUGCGUGUGAUAUAAUAAUUAACAACUUUUUAUUUUAUGUACUUAAAAGGGUUGAAAAAGUCAAGAAAAAACUUUUUGAAGAAGAUAAUAUUUCUGAAAAGGACAACAUUAAAGACACUCAAAACAAAAAUAUUGUAAAGAUAAACAAGAAACUUUUUGAGUGUCAAAGAGAGACCAAGAAAAUACCCAUAUCUUCAAAUGAAAAUGAUUUUUUACUCUUUCCUUUAAAUAUGCCCAAAUAUGUUGAUGAAAUUUUAAUACCAUCUGGUGAACUUCCCAUUUUAAAAGAAUGUCCUGAUAUCAAUGAAAAUUCAUUUUUAGAUCCAGUUGAACAACAGUUUUUAGAAAAAAAAGCCAAGUCGAAAGAGAAAACGACAGCCGGAAACCUGGAAAAGAAAUGUUAA